Messenger RNA from Gaeumannomyces tritici R3-111a-1, 2073 nucleotides. RefSeq lists its product as hypothetical. The record is from RefSeq and is a predicted model, not a curated record. Lineage: Eukaryota; Fungi; Ascomycota; Sordariomycetes; Magnaporthales; Magnaporthaceae. Gene Ontology annotation, biological process: transmembrane transport. Gene Ontology annotation, cellular component: membrane. Gene Ontology annotation, molecular function: transmembrane transporter activity. The transcript is spliced from 2 exons. The coding region runs from base 213 to 1814 and encodes 533 amino acids.
GGGGGAUACUCUGUUAGAGUUGUGCCCUCACGGAAACCUCGCGACAAACUCAAAUGCUGCGGGAGCAAGGAGGGCGAUCCCCCAACCUCCCCCGCAGGCCUCGCCCAUAAAGAUGUCGAGUCGGUCCGCCGUCGUUCUCGACUCCGAGGCCUCGCCUCUCCUUGCACACACCACAUCCACGUCGACCCGUCCCGACCGGACCACGAGCCAAGAUGAGUUCCGGUGACGGCAGCAAGGCUGUGGCUGCGAGGCAGCUCGAGGACCGAGAUGGCGACGCCAAAUUCAAGGCGACCGCCGAGCUCGGCGGCGACACGGCGGCCCAGCUGAUUGGAGCCCAGCACAUUGAGGUUACCGAGGAAGAUAACAAGCGCAUCCUCCGCAAGACCGACAGCCGCAUCCUCGCCAUCCUCAUAUGGGUCUACUUCCUCCAGAUCCUCGACAAGUCGGUGCUGGGCUACGGCGCCAUCUUCGGCCUGCGCGACGACACGGGCCUGACGGGCGACCAGUACUCCAUGGUCAGCUCCAUAUCCGCCAUCGUGACGCUGGCCUGGCAGCCCUUCUCGUCGUGGCUCAUCGUGCGCGUGCCGCACCGCAUCCUCAUGCCCACCCUCGUCCUCGGCUGGGGUACCGCCCAGGCCUGCAUGGCGGCCUCGCACAGCUACGCGGGGCUGCUGGUGACGCGCGCCCUGCUCGGCCUGUUCGAGGCCGGCUGCCUGCCCCUCUUCUCCGUCAUCACCUCGCAGUGGUACCGCCGCGCCGAGCAGCCCCUCCGCGUCGCGCUCUGGUACGGCACCAACGGCGUCUCCACCAUGUUCGCCGCGGCACUGUCGUUCGGGCUCUGGCACAUCCAGGGCAGCCUGCACAGCUGGCAGGUGCUCUUCCUCUUCGUCGGCCUCAUGACGGUCGCCACGGCGCCCGUGGCCUACUACGUGCUCGACAACGACAUCGCCUCGGCCCGCUUCCUCUCGGAGCGCGAGAAGCUCAUGGCGCUCGAGCGCCUGCGCGCCAACCAGACCGGCACGGGCAGCCGCGAGUUCAAAAUGUCCCACGUCAAGGAGACGCUGCUCGAGCCCAAGACGUGGCUGUUCGUCGGCACCGCGCUCUGCAUCAACCUCAUCGCCACCGUCACCAACACCUUCGGCCCCAUCGUCGUCACCGGCUUCGGCUUCGACAGCCUGCGCGCGAGCCUGCUCAACAUACCCUUCGGCGCCGUCCAGGUGAUCGUCAUCAUGGGCUCCAGCUGGGCCGCCCACCGCUUCAGCGUCAAGUCGGCCUUCCUGGCCGUCAUCACGCUGCCCGUGCUGGCGGGGAGCAUCAUGCUCUUCGUGCUGGGCCGCGACAGCAUCCCGCCCCUGCUGGUGGCCUACUACAUGCUCGCCUUCGUCUUCGGCGGCAACCCGCUCCUGGCCUCGUGGAUGAUCGCAAACACGGCCGGCCAGACCAAGAAGUCGGUCAUCAUGUCGCUCUUCAACGCCGGCAGCGCCGCCGGCCAGAUGAUCGGCCCGCUCCUCUUCAACGCCCGCGACGCCCCGGGCUACCACCCGGGCCUGACAAAGGUCAUGGGCGUCGCGGGCGCCCUCGUCGCCAUCAUCGGCCUCACCACCCUCCACCUCGUCUUCCUCAACAGGCAGCAGGGCAACAGGCGCGUGCUCAACGGGAAGCCGAGGGACAUAACCGACCUGUCCAUGCAGCACUCCUACGCCGGCUUCCGCGCAGACGACAGCGAGGCCGCCGAAGGCGCCGUGAGGCUCGGUGAGAACGCCUUCCUCGACAUGACCGACAGGCAGAACGACGAGUUUGUAUACGUCUACUAGGAGAGAUGUGGGUCAGCUGAGGAUUAGGAAUGAUGGGAUCUUGGCACGAUAUACCAUUGGAUACAUGGCCUGUGACAGUUGCAUAGUAUGGAAUUUACACAGGAAAAUGCUCAGUGACCCAGACUACCGAAGCAUGUUCGUUGCGAAACAAGCAGAAAAGGCUGAAAAACAAAUGUCCCUCGUCGGCAUUUACCCCUCGUCAUCACUGCCCUCCUCCCAGUCCGACAUCCCCUUCCCCUCCUCACUAAACAAACUCCGG